CCCGCCGAUCUUCUUCCCCUCCAAGCAAAGCAAAGCAAAUCGACGAACGAACCGAGGAACCAGAUACGCGCGGACUCCGGCGGCGGAAUCGAACUAGGCGGAGUCGCGCGAUGGCGGCGGCGACGGUGAGCUCGGCCAGCGGGCUGCUGGCGAUGCUGCAGGAGCCGGCGGCGGAGCUCAAGCUGCACGCGCUCUCCAACCUCAACUCCCUCGUCCACGUCUUCUGGCCCGAGAUCUCCACCAGCGUCCCCGCCAUUGAGAGCUUGUACGAAGACGAGGAGUUCGAUCAACGGCAUCUCGCAGCACUUGUUGUUUCAAAGGUGUUUUACUACCUGAGCGAGCUAAAUGAUUCUCUGUCAUAUGCACUUGGCGCUGGACCCCUAUUUGAUGUCUCGGAGGAUUCUGAUUAUACUAAUACACUUUUAGCAAGAGCAUUAGAUGAAUAUGCCAGCAUCAGAUCAAAGACUUCCAAAGCUACUGAGGAGGAAGAAAUGAUGGAUCCAAGAUUGGAAGUCAUUGUGGAGAGAAUGCUAGACAAGUGUAUUCUCGAUGGCAAAUAUCAACAGGCUAUGGGGAUGGCCGUUGAAUGCAGGAGACUUGAUAAAUUGGAGGAUGCAAUCUCUCGAUGUGAUAACCUUCAUGGAGCUCUUUCUUACUGCAUCAAUCUAUCUCACCAAUAUGUUAGCCAUCGUGAAUAUCGCUGCGAGAUACUUCGUUGUCUUGUCAAAAUAUACAAGACGCUGUCCAAUCCGGAUUAUUUAAGCAUCUGCCAGUGUCUUAUGUUCUUGGGUGAAUCCGAAACUGUUGCAGAUAUCUUGCACAAGCUGCUUUCUGGAAGCGAGGAUGAUGCUCUCCUUGCAUACCAAAUUGCUUUCGAUCUUGUUGAAAAUGAAAAUCAGGCAUUUCUCCUGAAUGUGCGGAAUCACCUUGACACACUGAGCAUGCGGACUUCGGCUCUACCAAGUGGACAAACUGAUAAUGCUGCUACAGAACCAGCUGGUGAUAUUCAGAUGGGAGACGAUGUUGCCACAUCAAAUGGAAGUGCUCAGGUUGUGGAUCCGAAUGAAGUAGCAGUUACUGAUAAGUUGUCAAAAAUUAAGGGGAUAUUGUCAGGGGAGACAUCUAUUCAGCUGACCUUACAGUUCUUAUAUAGCCAUAAUAGGUCUGAUCUUUUGAUAUUGAAGACUAUAAAGCAGGCUUUGGAAAUGAGGAACAGCGUUUGUCACAGUGCAACUAUAUGUUCCAAUGCAAUCAUGCAUGCAGGAACGACAGUAGAUACCUUCCUCAGAGAAAACUUGGAAUGGUUAAGUAGGGCGACCAAUUGGGCCAAGUUCAGCGCCACUGCUGGACUAGGUGUUAUUCAUAGAGGUCACCUUCAGCAAGGCCGAGCUCUGAUGGCCCCGUACCUACCACAGGGUGGUGCUGUAGGCGGUGGCAGUCCAUACUCAGAAGGUGGUGCCCUCUAUGCUCUAGGUUUGAUUCACGCCAAUCAUGGUGAAGGAAUCAAACAAUUUCUUCGUGAGAGCCUUCGCACCACCAGUUCAGAGGUUGUCCAGCAUGGUGCCUGUCUGGGACUUGGGCUUGCAUCUUUAGGCACAGCAGAUGAGGAAAUAUUUGAGGACAUAAAGAAUAUUUUGUACACAGACAGUGCUGUGGCUAGCGAGGCAGCUGGUAUUGGCCUGGGCUUGCUUAUGGUUGGAACAGCCACUGAGAAGGCUGGAGAGAUGCUUGCCUAUGCACAUGACACGCAACAUGAGAAAAUUAUUAGGGGCUUGGCACUUGGAAUUGCAUUGACAGUGUAUGGCAGGGAAGAGGAAGCUGAUACCUUGAUUGAACAAAUGACUAGAGAUCAAGAUCCCAUACUUCGUUAUGGUGGUAUGUAUGCAAUCGCUCUAGCAUACAGGGGAACCGCAAAUAACAAAGCUAUCCACCAGCUUCUGCAUUUUGCUGUGUCGGAUGUGAACGAUGAUGUGCGGAGGACUGCAGUGUUGGCUCUUGGCUUUGUCCUGUACAAUGAGCCUGAGCAGACUCCCAGAAUUGUGUCCCUGCUCUCUGAAUCAUACAAUCCACAUGUCCGUUAUGGUGCAGCUCUAGCAGUCGGAAUCUCCUGUGCAGGAACGGGAUUAAGUGAUGCCAUCUCCUUGCUGGAGCCUCUUACUUCAGAUGUUGUUGACUUUGUGCGCCAGGGCGCUCUCAUUGCAAUGGCAAUGGUAAUGAUCCAGACUAAUGAAUCAUAUGAUCCUCGUGUUGGAACAUUCAGGCGCCAGUUGGAAAAAAUUAUUCUUGACAAGCAUGAGGACACCAUGAGUAAGAUGGGUGCCAUACUAGCUUCUGGCAUCAUCGAUGCUGGUGGUAGGAACGUCACCAUCAAGCUUAAGUCGAAAUCAAAGCAUGACAAGCUCACUGCUGUUGUCGGUCUGGCUGUUUUCAGCCAGUUCUGGUAUUGGUACCCGCUGACCUAUUUCAUCAGCUUGGCCUUCUCUCCAACAGCCAUCAUUGGCGUUAACUCUGAUCUGAGAAUGCCGAAGCUCGAGUUUCUGUCGAAUGCUAAACCAUCACUCUUCGAUUACCCCAAGCCAACAAGUCAGCAAACUGCGACUGCAGCAGUCCAGCUGCCGACAGCCAUUUUGUCAACCUAUGCAAAGGCAAAAUCUAGGGCGGCAAAGAAGGAUGCAGAAAGCAAAGCCCAGGAAAAGGCAGAGGCAGUCCAGGAGAAGGCAGAGACAGCCGAGGGAAAGGCAGAGGCGCCAACAAGUGAAGACGCCUCUACUUCCAUGCAGGUCGACGGUGCUGCUCCAGAGAAGAAGGCGCCUGAACCGGAGCCGACGUUCCAGGUCUUGGCAAACCCAGCCAGGGUUCUCCCCGCCCAGGAGAAGUUCAUAAAGUUCCUGGAAGGCAGCCGGUACGAGCCCGUGAAGAUGGCUCCCUCAGGGUUCAUCCUCCUACGGGACCUGAAGCCCACCGAGGCCGAGGAACUAGUCCUCGCCGACACCCCUUCGACCGCUGCAGCAGCGACAAAUGCCACGAGCCAACAGUCGGCCAUGGCUGUCGAUGAAGAGCCACAGCCGCCCGAGCCGUUCGAGUACACCUCGUGAUGAAUAUGGAUCGGUCCACCCCACCAUCACCAAGGAAUGUUUGGGUUGUUUGUAUUGUUGGCAGGAACUGCUUGUUUUUAUCACACAGCUAAUUCAUUUCUUUCGGCCGGUCACGUCGCCUCUUUGUAUUGAUAUUCCUUUUUUUUUUAAAUAUAUUCUGUGACGACGUUUUA
Messenger RNA from Brachypodium distachyon (stiff brome), 3268 nucleotides. RefSeq names its product 26S proteasome non-ATPase regulatory subunit 1 homolog A. Lineage: Eukaryota; Viridiplantae; Streptophyta; Magnoliopsida; Poales; Poaceae. Gene Ontology annotation, molecular function: enzyme regulator activity. Gene Ontology annotation, biological process: regulation of protein catabolic process; proteasome-mediated ubiquitin-dependent protein catabolic process. Bases 111 to 3095 code for a protein of 994 amino acids. The record is from RefSeq and is a predicted model, not a curated record. Gene Ontology annotation, cellular component: proteasome complex; nucleus; proteasome storage granule. The transcript has 12 exons.